Molecule: messenger RNA, 1266 nt
Organism: Struthio camelus australis
Lineage: Eukaryota; Metazoa; Chordata; Aves; Struthioniformes; Struthionidae
Source: RefSeq, a predicted model, not a curated record
AUGACUCAGCUGCAGCAGCAGUUUGAUCACAUGACUGAGGAGCUGCAGAACAAGCUUCUCUGGAAAGACGUGCUCUUGGUCAUGUGGGACAUGGGGCUGUUUGGGGCCUUUGCUGGAGUCCUUGGGCUGCUCUUGCGGCUCUUCUGGAUGGCCACCGAGCUGGACUUUGACGAGUCUGACAGCAGCGGUGACGAGAGCUCCUCCAGCAGUGAGCACGAAGAGGAAGCCCGUGUCAAUGAAUGGGACCUGGGAAGGUUUCUCAUGCAGCAAAUGCAGCUGCCAGAGCUGCACCUGGCCAAUAGGUGCCAGCUGGUGGAGGCGCUAGUGGGCGACCUGCUCCGCGCCUGCCAUCUAAUCAGUUGGAAGACGGUUCUGCCUCGGCUGCAAGCAUGCAUCGGGGUGGGCAGCACCUUCGAAGGCUGGAGCUCCCGUGGGGACACCGUCUACAGCCUGCUCGUGCCCCUGAAGCCACCAACUGGGCUCUCCUUCCACCUGGAGCUGGGCACUGGCGGGCAGGUGCCCGCGAGGGACGGCCCGGGUCCGCGUGCUGGAGGCAGCGGCUGCUGGGCGACCCACUGCUACCUGGACGUAGAGAAAACCGCCCACUGGCUCCACCUAAUAGUCAUGAACGCCUGGCUGCUUUUGCCUGCCUCGCACCACUGCCAGCUGACGGUGCUGCCCUCCUCCCGCUCCUGCAAGCUCCACCUGGAAAACACCGCUGGCAACUCCUUGGCCAUUGACAUGUUGCUUGGGGUGCAGCAAGGCGACUCGGCAGUUUUCCUGACCAGCCAGGAGGCAGAGGCCGGCCUCAGCAGCAGCACAACUUGGCUGGAGAGCUGCGCUGUUGCAGAGAUGCUGUUCUUCAGGUUCGUGGCCAGGCACGUCCCCCGCGACAGCUGCCACCUGACGUGUCUGCAGCUCUUUGCCCAUCUCCUGGAGGCCACAGCCUUGUCCCCCUACUGCUUGAAAACUGUGUUGAUGCACCUGCUCACAGUCACAGCUCUGUCAGGCUGGCACAGGCGGGAUCUCCUGCAGCGGCUCGAUGACAUCCUGCACUACCUGCACCGCUGCCUGGAGGAGAAACAGCUGCACCACUUCCUCCUAGGCAACGAGAGGGUGCCCGGGGAGGUGUCCCUGCCACCAGCCUUCCAAACGGCCAGCCCGCUCAACCUCUUCCAGUACCUGGCACAGCAGCCGGAUGCCCACGCCCAGGCGCUGCAGCAGUUCAGGGAGCUGCAAGAUCGUCUCCGGAGCCUGUUACGAUGA